Messenger RNA from Momordica charantia (bitter melon), 1886 nucleotides. RefSeq names its product abscisic acid 8'-hydroxylase CYP707A1. The record is from RefSeq and is a predicted model, not a curated record. NCBI's taxonomy places the organism in Eukaryota, Viridiplantae, Streptophyta, Magnoliopsida, Cucurbitales, Cucurbitaceae. Gene Ontology annotation, biological process: sterol metabolic process. Gene Ontology annotation, molecular function: iron ion binding; (+)-abscisic acid 8'-hydroxylase activity; heme binding.
UGCCCUCUAUAUAAACCCAAUAUCCUUAUUUCUUCUAACUAAAAACCUUCUCUAGCUAGAGAAUAAUACAUAGACUAGAGAUCAGAAAGAUGGGUGAAAUUUUUGUACUCUUCUCCAUCUUUCUUCCUACUCUUCUUCUUCUAUUACUAUUACCUCUAAUUUUCUUCAAAAAGGAGAACAACAAAGGCAAGAAGCUGCCUCCUGGUUCCAUGGGGUGGCCUCUAAUCGGCGAGACCUUCCAUCUCUACUCUCGAGAUCCGACCAUCUUCUUCCUCGACAAACAAAAAAGAUAUGGGGAAAUAUUCAAGACCCACAUUCAUGGAUGUCCGUGUGUGAUGCUAGCCACGCCAGAGGCGGCUCGGUUCGUGCUGGUGACACAAGCUCACCUCUUCAAGCCCACUUACCCACACGGCAAGGAGCGUCUGAUUGGGCCAUCGGCUCUGUUUUUCCACCAGAGCGACGCCCAUUUGCGCCUCCGGAAGCUGGUUCAGAGCUCCCUCUCACCGGACCCAGUCCGAGCCUUGGUCCCCUAUAUCGACGCCCUCGCCUCCUCCGCAUUGGCCUUCUGGCUCCAUGGCCACACCGUCAACACCUUUGAAGAAAUGAAAAAGUUCUCUUUUGAAGUCGGAAUUUUGGCGAUUUUCGGACAUUUGGAGGAUGAUAAUUACAGAGAUGAGCUAAUGAAGAACUACUCCAUGGUUAACAGAGGCUACAAUUCUUUCCUCACCAACAUUCCCGGAACUAUUUACAAAAAAGCACUUAAAGCAAGGAAGAGGCUGGGAGAGAUCAUAAGCUGUAUUAUCUCUGAGAAAAGGCAGAAUACGACGAAGAAAUUGGCGGAGAAGAAUCUGCUGGGUUGUUUGCUGAAAUGGAGAGAUGAAAAAGGAGAAACUUUAAGUGAUGAACAGAUCGCCGACAACUUAAUCGGAGUUCUCUUCGCCGCUCAGGACACGACGGCGAGUGUUCUCACAUGGGUUCUUAAAUAUCUCCAUGAUAACCGCAAAGUUCUACAAGCUGUGAAGGCAGAGCAGAAGGCGAUAGAAGAAGCCAUUAAUGGAGGGAGCCGACCAAUGAGCUGGUCUCACACACGAAACAUGCCAUUUACCAACAAGGUGGUGUUAGAGAGCUUGAGAAUGGCGAGUAUAAUAACAUUCACUUUCAGAGAAGCUGUGGCAGAUGUUGAAUACAAUGGAUAUUUAAUUCCAAAGGGUUGGAAAGUAAUGCCUUUAUUCAGUAAUAUUCAUCACAAUUCUGAAUACUUUGUUGACCCUCACAAAUUUGAUCCUUCAAGAUUUGAGGUUGCUCCAAGACCCAAUACGUUCAUGCCAUUUGGCAGUGGGGUCCAUGCCUGCCCUGGAAAUGAGCUUGCCAAGCUUGAAAUCUUGAUCAUGAUCCACCACCUAGUCACCAAAUUCAGAUGGGAAUUUGCAGGGCGGGGAGAUGGGAUUCAUCAUGGGCCAUUUCCAGUUCCAUUGGAUGGGCUUCCAAUCAGAGUCUGGAGAUUAUCCAACUGAGAAUGGGCCUCAUUUCACUAUAGCCCAAAAUGGGUUCUCUCUAUGAAAAUGGGCCUCAUUUCAGUACCCAAAGUGGGUCUCUCACUGAAAUGAGCUCUCUCUCUCUCUCUCUUUUUUUUGGGGUCCCUUUUUCUCUUAUCUUUUUCUGCAAUUUGAGCUAGCGAUCCAUCCACCCCCAAAGCAAAUGUGGUGGUUGGUUUCAUAAUCUUUAUAAUUUAUGAAGAAAAAAAGGGAAAAAAUAGCCUUUUCUACCUUACAAUCCCAUGUAAUUUUCUACAAAGCUCUUCAACAAAAAGUAAAACAGAGCAUAGUUUCUCCGAAAGGAGAUUUUUUAUUCAAUAACAUAAUAAAGUUCUCCAAUGUGUUAUGAUA